AAAUAAUUAAUAUGAACACAUCGUUUGAAUAAAUAAACAAAUCCCCUUUGAAUCAUUCUAUAUCAAAAUAGCUUUACUCUUUUCCUAAAGCUAAUAGAUUUAAAGAGUUUAAGGAUUCAGCGUUAUUUAUCAUAAUUAUAUAUCUAGAUGUCCUAAUAUUUACACACUCCCUAGUGUGAUGAGUAAACGUGGAGCAGGUAUUGGAUAUGGAUAAAAGUCAGAUUUGAUCUAAGAAAGUAUUACACCAGGUCCAAACAAUUAUUAAAUGAAGACUACUCUCAACGUAAGCAAUGGUUGGACUAUGCCAGUAGGCAGAGAUGUAUACAUCAUUUAAACAUACCAAAGAAAAGUAAUAAAUAUGAAGGUAUCUUUCUUGGUUUAAUUCAAAAAACACCAGGACCAGGAUAAUAUGAGUUUCAAGAUUCUAAAUCUCCUAUUAAAUAUUCAAUGAGAAUGAGAACUGAAAGUUAAAAGGAUAAGGAUAAAAAACCUGGACCGUAAGUGUAUUUAAAUUAUAUUUUUAGUGGUCAAUACAAUUUACCUGAAGCAUUAACUGAAAAUGGAAAAUAUAAAAUUAGCAAGUUUAGAGAGUAAUUUUUAUUAAUUGAAUUAAUAGUUCAGGUGCGAUCAUUCUCUCUCCACCUAAAGCAAAAAGUUCUCGUUUUUCUCCUGCUAAUGAACGUACUCCAGGACCAGGUUAAUAUUAACAUACAGGUGAUAUUGAUCCAAAAGGACUUUAUUAUUGUUCCAAAUUUGUAGAUACGAAAUCUACAGUCUUCACUAAAGCCAAAAGAGAAUUAACUAAAAUAAGAGUAGAAUCUCCUGGACCAGGGGCAUAUAAAUUACCAUCAGAAUUUGGGUAUUCCAUCAUUUUUAAAUAUAGAUAUUAUGAAAAACCAACUAAAUGA
This is a messenger RNA of Paramecium sonneborni, 908 nucleotides long. NCBI's taxonomy places the organism in Eukaryota, Ciliophora, Oligohymenophorea, Peniculida, Parameciidae. The record is from the annotation of a GenBank genome assembly.